Messenger RNA from Silurus meridionalis, 6835 nucleotides. Its product is annotated as F-actin-uncapping protein LRRC16A-like. Lineage: Eukaryota; Metazoa; Chordata; Actinopteri; Siluriformes; Siluridae. Gene Ontology annotation, cellular component: lamellipodium; plasma membrane. Gene Ontology annotation, molecular function: protein binding. The transcript has 38 exons. Bases 365 to 4516 code for a protein of 1383 amino acids. The record is from RefSeq and is a predicted model, not a curated record. Gene Ontology annotation, biological process: regulation of Arp2/3 complex-mediated actin nucleation; cell migration.
UUCAAGCGCUUCCGGUAGGUCCUUCUCUCUCCGGAGGGUUCAGUGACGGAGAUUCAGCAGAUCACCGGGAGAAAGAAAUAAUAAUAAUAAGAAUAGUAAGAAUAAGAAGAAGUAUGAUUAGGAUGAAGGUUGAAAAUGAUGUCUUCCCGAUCUGAGCGGAGAGUGCGGUGCCGUGAGGAGAGGAGCGCUUAACGGUGGCGCGCAGUGUGUGCGCGCCCCCGCCCCUGAUUAAGGCUUUAUUCCAGCAGCAGCAGUGUUGAUGACUACUCUCCUCCUCUGGACCUGCACUGUGUGUGUGGAAUGUGUGUGUUGUAUGUGUGUGUAGUGUAUGUAGUGUGUGUGUGUGGAUAAUCUGGCAGUGAGGAUGAGUGAGGAGGCGAGCAAUGUACCGAGAGAGCUGCUCGAGAGUGUUCGGGAUGCAGUGGGGAGAAAAAUCAAGCUGGUUCUUAAGAAGAAAGUCAAACUGGAGGUCAAAGGUGAUAAAGUGGAGAACAGAGUGCUGGCUCUGGGAUCGUUCCGUGGAUAUCUUCUCACCGCUCGCAUUCCCGCCAAGGUAGAACAGACAUUCAGUUAUUUGGAGAUUCAGGGCAUCAUAUGUACCAAACCCACACAGUGUGUGUUGGAGCAUGAGAAAGGUCAGAUCUCUCUUAGACUGGUGUCCAUGGAAGAGGUGAAUGAGGUUGUGGGUCAGAUUGGCUUAUGCGUGCAGAGGAUCUGUCCUGCUCUGUCUCCUGUUAAGGUGAUGAAGAAAUUGUCCAUGGAGCCUCCAGAGAGAGUCGCGACUUUACAGAGCAUCUGGGAGACUCAGAGUGCAGGAGAUCCUGGACCCUGCGGUGGAUUCUCUCAGCAGUACAGAUGUGUGUGUGACUGGCUUGGCUUACCUUACAGAGAAGAAGUUCAGUGGGAUGUGGACACAAUUUAUCUGACGCAAGACACACGCGAGCUGAACCUUCAGGAUUUCAGUCACCUAGAGAACAGGGAUUUGGUAGCAAUAAUCGCCGUUCUAGAGUUCAACCAGUGGUUCACCAAACUCGCCACAAAGGACUACAAACUGUCAGCAGACGUGUGCGAUCAGAUUUUAAGAGUUGUUGCACGUUCCAGUCGUUUGGAGGAGCUUGUCCUGGAUAAUGCAGGACUCAAAGUUGAUUUUGCACAGAAGCUGGCAAACGCUCUCUCUUGUAACUCCAACUCAGGACUGCAUUAUCUAAACCUCGCCAACAAUCCUCUGGAGGACAGAGGAGUUGCUUUUUUAGGUGCUCAGUUUGCUAAACUCCGUAAAGGCCUCAAACACCUCAAUCUCUCCAGAACCUCCUUAUCACCCAAAGGGGUGAACAGCCUCGCCCAGUCGCUGAGCUCUAACCAGUCCAUGCCCAGCACGCUCAGCUACCUGGACCUCUCAGGGAACCUCCUGCGUGGAGAUGAUCUCUCUCAUUUUUAUCAGUUCCUGGGUCAGCCGAACAGCCUAAGCACGCUGGACUUGUCGAACACAGACUGCUCGCUCGAGUCGCUUUGCUCUGCUCUUCUGAAAGGUUCUCUUCAGCAUCUCUCCGUUCUUAAUGUCUCAAAGAGCAUCUUCGUUCACAGGAAAGGUAAAGAUAUUCCUCCUGCAUUCAAGCAGUUCUUCAGCAGCGUUGCCUGCCUCAACACCAUCAAUGUCUCCGGGACCAAACUGCCUCCUGAGGCUUUAAAAGCACUCCUGCUCGGCCUGGCCUGUAACCCCAACCUUAAAGAGGUGUCUCUGGAUCUCAGCUGCUGUGAGCUUCGCUCUGGAGGCUCACAGAUCCUGGAAGGCUGUAUCGCUGAGAUUCCCAACAUUUCCAGUUUGGAUAUUUCUGAUAACGGUCUGGACUCAGACAUGAGCACGCUGCUGGUCUGGCUUGCCAAGAACCGAUCUAUCAGACACCUCUCCCUCGGCAAGAACUUCAACAACAUCAAAUCAAAAAAUCUGGCUCCGGUCCUCGACGGUCUCGUCCACAUGAUCCAGGAGGAAGAAUCACCCUUGGCAUCUCUGUCUUUGGCUGACUCGAAGCUAAAGGGGGAGUUGAGUCUAGUGCUGAAUGCUCUGGGCAGUAACAGCUCUCUGACACGAGUAGAUAUCAGUGGGAACGGGAUGGGGGACCUUGGGGCUAAAAUGCUGGCUAAAGCCCUGCAGAUUAACAGCAAGCUCAGGACUGUCAUCUGGGACAGAAACAACGUCAGCCCACAGGGACUUCAGGAUGUCGCUGCAGCUCUGGAGAAGAAUUUUACCAUCCGCUUUAUGCCCAUCCCCAUUAUCGAUGCAUCGCAGGCACUGAAGGCCAGUCCAGAGAAAACCGAGGAUGCAUUAAUGAGGAUGGAGAACUACCUGUUUAGGAAUCAUGAAACUAGGAAAUAUGUUCAGGAGCAAGCAUAUCGUCUCCAACAGGGCAUCGUCACCACCACCACACAGCAGAUGAUUGACCGGAUUUGCUUAAAGGUUCAGGACCAUCUUAACUCCCUGAAGACCUCUGAACAGGACGCCAUAUUGGAAGAUGUCAAGAUGGCAGAGAACCUGAUAAAGGAUGCGAGGAACUCAAAAACACUCCUCCCUAACCUGUACCACCUAGGCGGCACAUCACGAAAAGAGUUAAAUGGUUCCUCAAUCGGUCCCAUCCAGGAGAAACUGGAGUCCAUGGCUGGAGAAGUGGCUCAGGUCAUGGAUGAGCAGCUCCAGAGCCUUUUAGAGUCAAUGGUGGACAGGGCAGAGAGUCUCUGUCCUCACGUAAUGCGGAAACCCAACCUGCGCCAUGAGCUAAUCCAGGCAGGGACAGGAAAGAUGACCGUUCCACGAAGCUUCGUCAAGAACACACUGCUCGAGCAGUCUGGCAUUGACAUCAUUAACAAGAUCAGUGAAGUGAAGUUGAGUCUGGCUUCAUUUCUCUCCGACCGAAUUGUGGAUGAAAUUUUGGAAGCUCUCUCUUGUUCUCAGAGUACACUGGCGGAGCACCUAGUGAGAAAAGGGCGCCCGCUUGUACAACAGGAGUCCCUGGACAUGGAUGUCUCCGAGGUCAGAGCCUCCAAACGGAACACCAUGGAGCUGCUGGAAGCUGAGAGGCUGGAUUAUCUUGAGACAUGCAUGAUGACUCCAAAGUCAAAAAGGAAGAGCAUUCAUAGCCGGAUGCUGAGGCCUGUCUCCAGAGCAUUUGAGAUGGAGUUUGACCUGGACAAGGCUCUUGAGAAUGUUCCAAUCCAUGUCGAGGACCCUUUACCUACUGCCAAACUGGACAAAAAGCCGCCAGCAGUUGCAGGAGAGCUUCCAUCCGAGGAAGCCAAGAAACUCCACCAUUACACCAAAUUACGACCCAAGAGGAACAAAAAGACCCAUUCGAGCAAGGUUCCUCAGGUCUGCAGAAUGCCAUCUCAGGAUGGAGAACAGAAUGGCCUAAUGGGAAGGGUGGAUGAGGGUGUGGAUGAGUUCUUCUCUAAGAAAGUGACCAAGAUGGACAAGAAGCUGUCUUUGAAAGCCUCAGACUCCCUAGAUGCUGAAAGGAAACGUGAUAUGCGCAAAGGGGGCUUUCUAAACCUCAUCAAAUCCCGUUCAGGCAAGGACAAGGAGAAGGACAAAGACAAGGAGAAGGACAAAGAGAAAGACAGGGAAAAGGACAAGGAGAAAGACAAGGAGAAGAUUUCCACUUCAGUGCCACCACUAUCUCCAGUUCCCCAAGCUGCAGAUGAACCCUUGUCUCCUAAAGCCAAGUCCCAGUCAUUACGUUCAGAGCGCAGCAGCAGUUCAGAGCGUUCUGAGGAACUGAAGACGCCAGAAUAUGGAGUCCAGGUGAUGGGCUCUGGCCUGCUUGCUGAGAUGAAGGCCAAGCAGGAGAAGAGAGCCAAGAUCUCUGACUCCUCAUCAAGUCCAGAGAAGCCAGACGGACCUACAUCAGGUCAGAGUAAGGUGGAAGUCAGCAGUACUGUGACUCUCCCUGACAGGAUUCCUCGGAUUGGUGGAGAUGCUAAACCCGAGCCAGCACAGAGAAGCCGAGGGUCAGGCCCAACGCCAACAAGUCCCAAACCUCCAAUUCAGAGUGCUAAACCUAGCCUAGGCCCUCGACCGGCACUUCCACAAAAACCCCGCAGCAGCAGCACACGCAACAUGGACGAAAGCUCAGAGUCUUCUGGAGGAGGACAGAAAGUUCCACCUGCACUUCGGAAAGUGCCCUGGGACAAGGACGGAUCCUUAAAUCCUCCACAGAGCACUCCAGGCUCCAAGAACUCCACUCAGGAAGUGGAUAUGAGUGGUGGAGAUGCUAGCGUAUAUAAACUGGAGCCUGAGCUGGAGAAAACAGCAGCACACACCGCAGAGGAGGCAGAGACCGAGCGAGAGCGCAGGACGUCCCUUUCCAGACCUGUAAGAAGAACCUCAAGCUCAAACCAGCAGAGCUCAGAUGAAAGCGGGUCAAAAGUCAAGGACAAAUCUGCCGAGAAGGACAAGGACUCGAGCCAGAGCAGCAAAUCGGCAGAUUCUGGAGAGGAAGCAGAUAAAGAUUUUAUUUUUAUAUAACAUCAGAGAGAGAGAGACCACAACACUUUGGGUUUUCGCCUGUUUUAGGAAUCAAGACUGUUAACAGUACUUAUGCAUUCUUCUUGGAUACACAAGUGUGUGUUUGUGUGUGUUUUCAUAAUACACACUUCUUCAAUUCUUCCAUAACCUCUGAUCUGGUGUCUUCACCCCGGACAGGAAAGAUUUUGCCGUAUGACGUGUCUUGUGUUAAUAUCCUCCUCACUAUUUUGCUAAUUAGGGCUGAAACACUGUUAAAGCUUUGAACGAUCUCUCAUUUCUGCACCGACACUAGGGGGCAAUUUUCUCCUGCCCUUGUGCCUUAGAGCUCCACUAUACUGUGAUCAGACCAAGCAGGACACUGACGGCUUCUCUCAUACUAUGUGCAUGUUUAAUUAUCCUUUCAACAAAACAAACAUAAUAAGUACAAAAGAUUUCUCAGUUUUGUGUGUGUGUGUGUGUGUGUGUGUGUGUGUGUGUGUGUGUGUGUGUGUGUGUGUGUGUGUGUGUGUGUGUGUGUGUGUGUAUGUGUUUGUCAGGACUUUUUAGUCUGUGGUUUAUGAUGAAUAGAUCAGACUCCACAUACUGUAAGAGAUCAGAUUUAACAUUUCGGUGUCCUGCUUUUUAAAGUCAUAAUGCAUGUUUGUCGUGUAUCUGCCUGCUGUUUCUCAGACGACAUUUUUAAGAAAUACAGGAAAACUGAUCCAAGAUUACACAUGGUAGAUCUGACUUUGGCUGUGACUUGAGUUCACAUCUAAGAUCAAAUACUUCCUGAAUUAUUCAUCUUAAAUUAGAAUUAGACUUCUCCCUUUUUUGACCCAAAAUCAGAUUUGGGAUCGUAUCCAUCUCUAUAAUUCCACUUAUAUGGUGUUUAAUCCUUUGUUUUUCUCUGGUCAAUUGUGGUCUGGCAUUAGGCACAUUCAGUUCAAGGUGAUCUGGGAUCAGACUACUCCAGUUUAUGGUAUUCCAGGAAUAUUUUUCCUUAAUUUUGUUGAUUAAGUUCAGACCAGUUUUAUGAUAAAUAAUUCAUCUAGGCUCAGACUUGGAUUUAUUUAUAAUGAUUUUCUUUCAUUUAAAAAAGAUGAUCAUUGAUCAGAUUGGACAUAUUUUUAAGAUUUAAGAUUCUAUAUUCUGUUUAUCCUGUAUUUAUUCUUCUGUGCAUUAAGAAUCUGAUAUAGGGAUGAGUGAUUUCUCUAUUUGCAAUGAGUUAAGAUCAGACUAAGAAUUAAUUUUGAUCAAAAAAAAAAAACUGAGUUAUAGUAAUGAGUGAACAAACUCUCCUGGCUGUUAAUAAUCCUGUAAAACCAGGCUUUACUUUUUAUUAUAAUCCUAGAUCCAGUCUUCUUUUUCUUUUUCUGCCACAUAUCACAUCUUUCUCUUCCAAACUUUCGUGUGUGUGUGUGUGUGUGUGUGUGUGUGUGUAUUUACACAUACACUGUCAGGUCUCAAGGUCUUACUCUACAACUAAGAACACAGUUACAGUAAUUUAAUUUUGUAUUAAAUUGAAAUAACAAGAAAAUUCUUAAACACGAACAAAUGUAGCUCCUAUGAUGAGUUCCAAUGUGAGCUGUGAACAUGCAGAAAAUGUUAUUUAAAUACAUUCAAAUGUAAUUAGAAAAAAUUGAAAGUAGAUUUUUGUCAUACACACCAUUUCAUAAACAUCAAGCAAGAAAUCUGAACAUAAAGCAUCUGAAAAAUGACAAAAAGAAAAUCACUUUGUGAAAAAUAAAAUAGUCGAGAUUUCGAAAGUUUUGCACUCUGUGUUUCAAGAAGGAACGACUGAUAACUGACCACGCAUAAAUGUUGAUGUUUCAUCUGCACUUCAGUACAUUUCCAGACUCGUGUUAAUAAAAUAUUUUUUUAAUAAGGACACUUUUCAAGUUCUUUAUUUUUCAAAAUUUUUUUUUUUCUUUUUCAGAAAUUGUGGUUUUGAUUGUUCCUGGUGUAUUUAAAGGUUUAAUUUAAUGCCCACGAUUAAAGGUAUUAAAGCACAUUCAACUCAAAAAGAGUUGGUGCUUUCAUCAUUUGUUUUUUUUUUUGUUUUUUUAACAGCAGGCUUUCCUUGUCCUGUAAGAUGUACAUGUUGUUGAUAUGAAUGAUUUUUUUUUUUUCCUGAAUGGUUUAAGAUGAACUGAUUGUUGUAUGUAUGCUGAUCAGUGUUAAUAUAUAAUGUAUCAUGUGAUCUUUUAAAAUCAGCUCUUUUUUUCAUGACAGUAUUUUGAUCUCGUUUGAACUAAUGUUUCACUCGUGCUCUCUGUAGUUUGUGGACGUUUGAUUUUGCGGACACGUUUCUAUCGAUCGGAUUAAAACUGAUUUUACACA